CAGGCGGGAAACCAUGAUGCGAGAAUGGUACUGGGACACGCGUCAGCCGACCCCCGCGCACACACAAGCGCUUCCCGAGCGGCCGUACGCUCUGAGUGUGCGGCACCCCCUCAUGGUUGUCGCUACUGCGGACCGCCACAUCAUCGUCUACAACCUGGCAUCGCCUCAGACGGAGUACAAGCGGGUGAUAUCGCCCCUCAAGUACCAGACACGCUGCGUUGCGACCUUCCCAGACAGGAGCGGCUACCUGGUGGGGUCCAUAGAGGGGCGCGUGGCCGUGCAGCAUGUGGAGGAGAGCCAGCAGCCCAAGAACUUCACAUUCAAAUGCCACCGGGACGGCAACGACAUCUAUGCCGUCAACUCCAUUGACUUCCACCCACAAUUCGGCACGUUUGCAACAACUGGCUCGGAUGGGGCGUACAACUUCUGGGACAAGGACAGCAAGCAACGACUCAAGGCCAUGCAGCGUUGCAGCCUGCCCAUUUCCUGCAGUGCCUUCAACCAUGAUGGAACCAUCUUUGGAUAUGCAGUGAGCUAUGAUUGGAGCAAAGGAGCAGAGAACCACAACCCUGCAGUGAACAAGAAUUACCUCCUUCUCCAUGCAACUCAGGAAAACGAAGUGAAGGCCAAGGCUAAGUCGACCACCACCACAACGCGAAGAUAGCACUACUACUUUUGUAGCUGAGGGAAUUUCGGGGGAAUUUACAGUUAAAAAAUGGCCAAUUCAAGCUAGGUCGCAGGGUUCGCAAUGGGCCACAGCAAGCAUUGCCCUCAUUUCUUGUUGCUUGUGGUUCAGCUUUUAAUUGGAAAUAAGAAGUUAAUGGUGGACUCCUGUGUAGUAAAGGCCAGUGUACUGU
This is a messenger RNA of Closterium sp. NIES-67, 857 nucleotides long. Lineage: Eukaryota; Viridiplantae; Streptophyta; Zygnematophyceae; Desmidiales; Closteriaceae. The record is from the annotation of a GenBank genome assembly.